Molecule: messenger RNA, 1009 nt
Organism: Sphaerulina musiva SO2202
Lineage: Eukaryota; Fungi; Ascomycota; Dothideomycetes; Mycosphaerellales; Mycosphaerellaceae
Product: ubiquitin-conjugating enzyme E2 2
Exons: 3
Coding region: 157-612 (151 amino acids)
Biological process (GO): protein polyubiquitination; DNA repair; proteasome-mediated ubiquitin-dependent protein catabolic process
Cellular component (GO): HULC complex
Molecular function (GO): ubiquitin conjugating enzyme activity
Source: RefSeq, a predicted model, not a curated record
CUUCCACAUCGCCGAACUCGAUCCUGAAUUACAACAACACCAACGCCGAGAGAACUCUGACCGACCACUCCAUCUCAGCGAGCACUUGCGGACUAGCGAAGGCACUGUCAUCGUCGCAGAGCGUUGUAUUUGAGCGAAGAGGAGGACGCCACCACAAUGUCGACAGCGGCGCGCAGGAGAUUGAUGCGCGACUUCAAGCGCAUGCAGACCGACCCCCCUGCUGGUGUGAGCGCGAGUCCUAUAGCAGACAAUGUCAUGACCUGGAACGCAGUCAUCAUCGGGCCGUCGGACACGCCUUUCGAAGACGGCACAUUCAGACUCGUCAUGCACUUCGAAGAACAGUACCCAAACAAACCGCCGGGCGUCAAGUUUAUUAGCCAGAUGUUCCAUCCGAAUGUUUAUAAUACUGGGGAGUUGUGCUUGGAUAUUCUGCAGAAUAGGUGGAGUCCUACGUAUGAUGUCGCGGCGAUUUUGACCAGUGUUCAAAGUCUGCUGAAUGAUCCGAACACGUCGAGCCCUGCGAACGUCGAAGCGAGCAAUCUUUACAAGGACAACCGGAAAGAGUACACCAAGCGUGUACGAGAGACGGUCGAGAAGAGCUGGGAGGACUGAUGAAUCCUGGGCACAAGGAAACGAGAGAUUGGUGCUUAUAAUGGCCGUUCUGCACAGCGGGCUGCGAUCAGUCCGCAAGGAGGUAUCUGCGUCUGGCAAUACUGUAGAGGCACUUUUGACUGUAUGACACACGCAAUGAAUAUCAGCGCGGCGUUUGGACUAGGCGUGAGGGAUGGUUGCUUGAAUGAUAAGACGACUAUGGACGACAAAAUGAAACGUCCAGAAUCAUCCAACUGCUCUCCAGAGAGCAAUUCCAAGGCACUGCAGAUGGUGUUACUGCAUGGCCGGAGCAGGAGGACCGACUGAGAAUAGCUGCGAGGUUAACGUGAGAUAUGUAGUCGAUGAAGACUGAACUCGAUGGACACUGAAUCCUUCUUGAGGUAUCGACGUAUUUAUA